Messenger RNA from Salvia splendens (bonfire salvia), 617 nucleotides. Its product is annotated as 60S ribosomal protein L26-1. Gene Ontology annotation, biological process: translation. Gene Ontology annotation, cellular component: ribosome; large ribosomal subunit. Gene Ontology annotation, molecular function: structural constituent of ribosome; RNA binding. The transcript has a single exon. Bases 51 to 491 code for a protein of 146 amino acids. NCBI's taxonomy places the organism in Eukaryota, Viridiplantae, Streptophyta, Magnoliopsida, Lamiales, Lamiaceae. The record is from RefSeq and is a predicted model, not a curated record.
AACCCUAAACCUAGAAGCUCGAAAUCCCCCAAAUCUCACUCCCAGCCGCGAUGAAGUACAACCCUCGCGUAUCCUCCUCCCGGCGCAAGAGCCGCAAGGCUCAUUUCACGGCGCCGUCCAGCGUUCGCCGCGUGCUGAUGAGCGCGCCCCUCUCCGGCGACCUCCGCUCCAAGUACAACGCUCGGUCGAUGCCCGUGCGCAAGGACGACGAGGUGCAGGUGGUCCGCGGCACCUACAAGGGGCGCGAGGGCAAGGUUGUGCAGGUCUACCGCAAGAAGUGGGUGAUCCACAUCGAGCGCAUCACUCGCGAGAAGGUGAACGGAUCCACCGUCAACGUCGGCAUCCACCCCUCCAAGGUCGUCAUCACCAAGCUCCGCCUCGACAAGGAUCGCAAGUCGCUGCUCGACCGCAAGGCGAAGGGCCGUGCUGUUGCGGACAAGGAUAAGGGCACCAAGUUCACUGCUGAUGACAUUAUGCAGAACAUCGAUUGAUAGGUUUCGAUCUAAUUUGAGCUUUUUAUGUUUAAUGUUUUUUAUUUGGGGCAAAAGCAGAGUACGCUAUACUUUUGUGUAUUGGAUUUUGUUUUUGAAUGCAAUUCUGAUAGCUAUGCAUCUUAA